AUGGAUUCUGCGUACAGAGGAAAUGGAUCUGGAGAUGAUAAUGAUCUGGAUAUAUCCAGCUCUAGAAGAGGCAAGAAGCACUACCAUCGCCAUACGUCGCAACAAAUUCAGCAACUCGAAGCGUUUUUCAAGGAUUGCCCACAUCCAGAUGAGAACCAGCGACGACAACUGAGUAGGGAACUAGGAUUGGAGCCUAAGCAGAUCAAAUUUUGGUUCCAAAACAAAAGGACACAAACAAAGGCUCAGGGUGAGAGGGCAGAUAACAGUGCACUUCGAACAGAGAAUGAAAGAAUUCACUGUGAGAAUCUGGCGAUGAGGGAGGCGCUGAAGAACGUGGUCUGCCUUCAAUGCGACGGUCCUGCUCUCGGGGAAGAAGAGAGAAAGCGCGGCCUGCAAAUUCUCAGAAUGGAGAAUGCACAGCUCAAGGAAGAGCACGAGAGAUUAUCAGCUGUCAUUUCCAAUCUGAUGGGAAGAUCGUCCAUGAUGGCGGCACAGGCAGCUUCUAGUGGAGUUUUACAUGAAGAGAGCAAUAACUACCUGGUGGCCGGCGGCUCAGCUGCCGUUGAUCCGAGGAAUAAUAAUAAUAAUCCGGUGGUGGUUUCGCAGCCGUUGUUCACGCUGGGUGGAGGAGUGCAAGAGAUGGAGAAAAGCGCGAUGGUUGAAACAAUGGCGGUCGCCAUGGAAGAGCUUAUUGAGCUUCUGCAAGCGGAUGAACCCCUCUGGAUACGAACCCCCGAAGACGGGCGAUUAGUCCUCCAUCGCGAAACCUACGACAGAGUUUUCCCCAAAGUGAAUUACCUCAGAAGUGUUAGUACUUGGACGGAAUCAUCCAAGGAUUCCGCCGUUGUUCCCGCCUCCCCUGUUGAACUCAUCGAGAUGUGUCUUGAUCCAAGUAAGUGGAUGGAUUUCUUCCCAACGAUUGUGGCAAAGGCUAGGAUCAUUGAAGUUCUUGAUUCUGGAAUGCUAGGAGGAUCCUUACAAUUGAUGUUUGAGAAAAUGCACAUUCUUUCACCGAUGGUGGCGCCUCGAGACUUCAUUUUCUUACGUUAUUGCCGACAACUUGAGGCAACCGCAUGGAUAAUGGUCGAUGUUUCAUAUGACUGCUUCAAAGAGAAUGAGGGUUUUGCUCCCUCUUACUCCUGGAAGCUUCCUUCUGGAUGCUUGAUUCAAGAUCUGCAUAAUGGCAAAUCCAAGGUUACAUGGAUUGAACAUGUUCAAGUGGAUGACAAAACACAAACUCAUCGCCUGUAUAGAGAUUUAAUCUGCGGCAGUCAAGCCUAUGGAGCAAACCGAUGGAUUGUUACACUUCAAAGAAUGUGUGAACGUUAUGGAUUCUCCAUGGGAGUAAAGGGUGCACCUACCGCUAGACAUGAACUUGAAGAAGUGAUGAAUGAGCCUCAAGGAAGGAGGAGCGUGAUGCAGUUAUCACAGAGGAUGGUGAAGAGCUUCUGCGAGAUACUGAACAUGGGUGAAAGAGUAGAUUUCCCUCAGACGUCGGAGAUGAACAAUAGCGGCGUCAGGAUUUCGCUGCGCAAAAGCAGCACCGAAACAGCCCAAUCUGCAGACGCAUUGAUCGUCUGCGCUGCUUCGUCUCUCUGGCUCCCUCUUCCCUUCGAUCAUCUCUUCAAUUUCUUCAGAGAUGAUCAGUUAAGAGCUCAGUGGGAUGUUCUCUCUAAUGGCUACCCCGUCACCGAGGUCGCCCGCAUCCCUACCGGAAAUCAUCCCGGAAACUGCGUCUCCAUAAUUCAGCCUUAUGUUUCCAAAGAAAGCAGCAUGCUGGUGCUGCAAGAGAGCUGCGUUAACUCGUUGGAAGGUCAUGUGGUGUACGCUCCGAUAGACCUCCCGGUCAUCACCGCCUCCAUAAACGGCGAAGAUCCGAUCAAAAUUCCGAUGCUCCCGUCGGGGUUUGUGAUCAGCGGCGACGGUCGUCUCGAAAAGAAAAGCUCAACGGCACAAAGCAGCAGCAGUAAAAUGGGACAAGGUGGGUCCCUGUUGACAGUGGCAUUCCAGAUAUUGAUAAGCAACGGCUCUCUCUCAAAGCAGGUCAACAUGGAGUGCGUGGCCACCGUGCAUGCCCUCAUUAGCUCCACCAUUCAGAAGAUCAAAACCGCUUUGGAUUGCUCCGAUUUGGAGUGAUAGGAUUUUAGUGUUUUUUGCAUUUCUUCAGAUUUUUCUCUGUUUCAGACUAAUCGAAUAU
Molecule: messenger RNA, 2197 nt
Organism: Ipomoea triloba (trilobed morning glory)
Lineage: Eukaryota; Viridiplantae; Streptophyta; Magnoliopsida; Solanales; Convolvulaceae
Product: homeobox-leucine zipper protein ROC8-like
Exons: 9
Coding region: 1-2136 (711 amino acids)
Biological process (GO): regulation of DNA-templated transcription
Molecular function (GO): DNA binding; lipid binding; DNA-binding transcription factor activity, RNA polymerase II-specific
Source: RefSeq, a predicted model, not a curated record